AUGCGGUCUUGCCUGUUGCGGGGGAGGCUCCUCCUGGCCGGCUGGUGCUGGUGCCUGUUGGCGGCCCCAACCGCCGACGCUGCCUACCACGGCAAACGCUACAACGGCGUCGAGGACGGCUCCAAGCUCAUUCGCAUCGUUGGCGACAUCAUCUUUGGCGGCAUAUUUCCCAUGCACGAGCAGGUGUCCGGGAUAAGCGGGCAGUCGCCCUGCGGCGCCGUCAAGGAGGAAAAGGGGGUGCAGCGGCUCGAGGCCAUGCUGUACGCCCUGGAUCAGAUAAACGCCGACCGGCAGUUGCUUCCCAACAUGAGCCUCGGGGCCCUGAUCCUCGACUCGUGCAGCAGCGACACCUACGCCCUCGACCAGAGCAUGGAAUUCGUCAGAUCCUACAUGAAUCAGGACAUAACGGAGUACAGGUGCGAGAACGGCAACUCCCCGAUCUACGAGCCGCACAAGCCCGUGACGGGCGUCAUCGGGGCGUCCUUCAGCGGAGUCUCCAUCAUGGUCGCCAACAUUCUCCGGCUCUUCAAGAUACCGCAAAUAAGUUACGCCUCGACGAGCACCGAACUCUCGGACAAGAGCCGCUUUGAAUACUUCAGCCGGGUCGUGCCGCCGGACAAUUUUCAAGCCCAAGCCAUGGUCGAGGUCGUGCACAGGCUUGGCUGGAAGUACGUCUCAACUGUCGCCGUCGAGGGCGACUACGGCGAAAAGGGUAUAGCGAGCUUCGUGUCGCUGGCCGCGGAUUACAACAUCUGCGUGGCCGUGAGCGAGAAGAUAAUGCGCAACGCCAAGCCCGAGGACUUUGAGAGGAUAGUCGAGCACUUGGACUCGAAACGCAACGCCCGAGUGGUCGUGCUCUUCGUUGACGAGGACAACAUCAGAAAGUUGCUCAACGCGACGAUCAAGGCCAACAAGACGGGCCAUUUCAUGUGGAUCGGCAGUGACUCGUGGGGCGCCAAGGUACACCCGGUCAGGGAGCAAGAGUACGCCGCUGAGGGAGCCAUAACCAUACUGCCCUUCCGCAACCCACUCGAAGGCUUCGACAACUACUACAAGAACCUGCUGCCACGGGUGGGCAAGGAGUGCGAGGGGGUGCACGAGCGCAACGUGCCCCACGCCACGCUGCCCGGGAAGUACGUCAACUGCCGGAACCUCUGGUUUCGGGAGUUUUGGUCGCAACACCACAAGUGCACCUUCUCCGAGGCAGACCCGACGCGCAGGCGCUGCAACGGCACCGAGGAGCUCAUCGAGUACAAGCAAGAGGGCCUCGUGCCCUUUGUCGCCGACGCUGUGUACGCCAUGGCUCACGGGGUCAACAACAUCAUCGAGGACGUCUGCGGCCAUCACAAUCACUACCUCUGCGACUCCCUGAGACCCGCGCCCGGGGGACAGCAGCUGUUGCAGUACAUAAGGAACGUCACUUUUGUCGGCCGCCAGGGAACGGAAAUUAAAUUCAACGCCGACGGCGACGCCUACGGCUAUUACAACAUCUACCAGUACCAGCGCGACGAGUUUGGCCGCUACAAUUACACCCUCAUCGGCUCGUGGAAGGAGAGGCUGGAUCUCGAAAUAAACGUGACGCAGUGGACGACCGGCGUCGGCGAGCUGCACGUGCCGCGCAGCAUAUGCAGCGACGACUGCCCCAUUGGACAGAUACGCAAUUUUCAGGAGCCCUGCUGCUGGAGCUGCGUCGCUUGCCGGGAGGACGCCUACGUGUUCAACGACUCGUGCCACCAGUGCGCGCCAGGCUAUGCUCCCGACGAAACCAAGAGCCGGUGCAUUAAGCUCAAGGCAGAGGUCAUCUCGUGGACGAGCCCCUGGGCGCUAGCACCCCUGGGCUUCGCCUCCUUCGGCAUACUCUGCACCAUCUUCACCACCAUCGUCUUCAUUUGGUUCAACCGGACGCCCGUGAUCAUGGCCUCGGGCCGCGAGCUCUGCUACGUCCUGUUGGCCGGCAUCCUGUCGUGCUACCUCAUGAGCUUCGUGAUCCUGGGGAUGCCGUCAAAGUGGAACUGCACGGCUCUGAGGAUCGGCCUUGGGCUCUGUCUCAGUCUCUGCUACAGCGCCAUACUUACCAAGACCAAUCGAAUCUCGAGGAUCUUCAAUCAGGGAAGGAAGAGCAUCAAACGGCCCUCCUACACCUCGCCCAAGAGCCAAGUUGCCAUAUCCGUCGGGAUAACAUCGGUCCAGCUGGUGGGAGCAAUAAUCUGGCUGAUAAUCGAGCCGCCGAACACGAGCGAGAUCUACCCGUAUCCACUGACGGCGGUGCUCACCUGCCGCGUCUCGACCUUCGCCCUCAUGAUGUCCCUCGUGUACAACAUGCUGCUCAUCCUCAUGUGCACCCUGUACGCGUUCAAGACGCGCAAGAUACCGGAAAACUUCAACGAGGCCAAGUACAUCGGCUUCACCAUGUACUCGACCUGCAUUGUGUGGCUCGCCUUUAUACCCAUAUACUUUGGCACCAACAACGAUUACAAGGUCCAGAUAGCGAGCAUGUGCAUGUGCAUCAAUAUAUCGGCGACCGUGGCCCUGGGAUGUCUCUUCACGCCGAAGGUCUACAUCGUUCUCUUCCAGCCGUACAAAAACGUUCGACCCAACCAGCAGAGCCAGUCGGCGGGGGCUGGUCGUCAAAACUUUAGCAUCCGCUUCUCGACCGCCCGCAGCCAGACGAUGCAGAGCGUGACCUCGGGCUCACGUAGCUCGCCACCCCCGAGCGCCGGACCGACGACUACGACCGCGGCCACGUCGUCGGGCGCUAGCCAGAGCCUACCCGCACGGCCGAAGCACAUCUCCACCAACGGCGAGCCCCAGCAGCAACAGCAGCGCAUCCAGGGCCUCGAUCAAACGAGCGGCCCGACCAGCCUCUCCGUGGACGAGACGAGCGCCCUGAGCUAG
Copidosoma floridanum is the source of this 2895-nucleotide messenger RNA. Its product is annotated as metabotropic glutamate receptor 7. Gene Ontology annotation, cellular component: membrane. Gene Ontology annotation, biological process: G protein-coupled receptor signaling pathway. The record is from RefSeq and is a predicted model, not a curated record. Gene Ontology annotation, molecular function: G protein-coupled receptor activity. NCBI's taxonomy places the organism in Eukaryota, Metazoa, Arthropoda, Insecta, Hymenoptera, Encyrtidae.